AUGGCCCGCUUCGAUGAAGUUAACGAGUUAUAUAAAGAAGUUGAUACAAAUCGAGAUGGACGUAUUGAUAAAAAUGAACUUCGUAAUUGGAUUUCAACGCCAGAAGGAUUCACUCCUUCAUCAUAUGAAUCUACAAUAACAUCUAGAGAUUUGAUUAAUGAUUCCGUGAUUCGCACUAGCAGUUCAGAAGAAACAAAUCGAUAUCUGGCUAGAUCAAUGAAUCAUAUUUUUAAGGAUAUUAAUCCAAAAAUUAUUAGACGGGCAGAAACUGAACGUCCAGUAACAUGCGAACAACGAGUUAUUGUUCGAUAUCUUCAACCACCACCACUACCACCAGGAGAACCACUUAUUAUUAAAGAGGUGCGCCCAGAACAACCCCCACCACCUCCACCACUGAUCAUACAUGAACAGCCAACAAAAACUUUUCAAGAGCCUCCACUUAUCUUACGUGAACGACCACCGCCAGUGGUACGUGGUUGUUCUAGUGAAACAACUAUUCGUUAUCUACCUGCUAUACCUGUUCCACCAAGAUCAGUUGUUGUCGAACGUUUUCCACCUCCUCCGGAAAAAAAAGGCGAUAUUAUAAUCGAACGAUGGCUUCCCUAUGGACCACCACCUGAGCGUCCUACAAUAGUUCAACGCCCUCAUCCUAUUAAAGAAUAUCCAGCACCAUCUAUUACUAUUCAUGCUUAUGAUAACGUUCAAAUGCGUAUAGUCCGAAAAGUUGAACAACUUGGUGUUACCCAAGAAGAUCCUGAAGCUUAUACCGCUCGUUAUGGUAGAUCUCUUUUGGAUUCAACAACACUUGUGCAUGAGGCUCGUAAUGCAGGUGUUGUUGAAGAUAUAUCAGCUCCGUCAUCGUCGUCUUUAAUAGUUACACAUAAGCGCGGAAAUAUUGUUGAUUUUGAUCAGCCAACUGGAACUAGUUAUGAAGGAACUCAACGAGUUGUCAAUACAGAACGUACUGUGCAUGGUAAUAGAAGUUAUUCACCCACAAGAUCGCGCGUCAUUACUCAAAGUGCUUCAGCUGGCAGUACUUCUGGAAUCUACGGCGGAUUUCGUGGCGAUGAUGCAGUUGAUCAUUACUAA
Messenger RNA from Rotaria socialis, 1089 nucleotides. Lineage: Eukaryota; Metazoa; Rotifera; Eurotatoria; Philodinida; Philodinidae. The record is from the annotation of a GenBank genome assembly.